AUGGGGCAGGCGAAUUCCACGUUCGAAAGGCCUCACUCGCCCCCCACCUCGCCCGUCGGCCGCUACAACUUCCCUCCGCCGCUCUUUCCGCCCUCCCCUUCCGCCGCGCUCCCCUCCCCGCGCCUGACCACUCCGCGCUCGUGGCAUCCGGACGUCGUGCGCGCGGUCUUCUCCGACAGCGACUGCGUGCACGACGCCGUGUCGGGUCUCUUAACUCAGUACGUCGAGAAAAUAGUAGGCGCCACGGAUGCCAACUACCGCGAUCCGGACUCCAUAGAAGCCAUAUUCCUAGGCGCUCCCGCUACCGGCGCUGGUGGCAGCGGCGAAGGCGGCGGCGAUGCCGGCGGAGGAGGCGGCGGCGGCGCCCACCAGGCACAUUCCGCGACCGCGGCGGAUGCGCCAGAACUCCCCGGACGACGUUCGUCCCCCUCCUCCCCCAAUAAUGGGGAACAUUCCGCCAAAUCCGCAGUAGAAACAGCUGCGGGGGAAGGGGUUGCUACAGCCGCUACAGCCGCCGCAACCGCUGCAAAUGCGUCACGCGCAGUUGCGAGCGAAUCCGUCGCGUCGCAGCAGCAGCAGCAGCCGGCGCUGCAUCCGCUGAAGCGGCUGUCCAGCCGGCGGCUCGUGGCGGCGCCCGUGGCGCGCGCGCGGGAGGCGGCGACGCGCGAGGCGCUGGAGCAGCUUGAAGGCGCGAUGCGACAGCUGGCGCGCGCGGAGUACGACUGGCUGGUGAGCAAGAUCGCGGAAGCUUCUGCGAUGGCGGCGGGGAAUAAGGAGGUGAGCAGCGCAAAUAACGGCGCGGGGGGCGGAGGGGGGGACGCUGGGGGAACGGGCGGAAGAAGCGGGCGGAGCAUUGCGGGGAUCGGGAGUAUUAGUCAACGGUUUACCCGAAGCACCAGCACUAGGUCCGGGUUUGGCCCGGCGAGCUCCCGAACCGGGAACGCAGGUUCGGUCCCCCCGCCUCACCCGUUCCCCCGAAGCUCAUCGCAGAAAGCUCCGAAACUUGGGCACAGUCGCUCGCUGUCGCUGGGGCAGGCGCUGUCGCACAAGCACUCGAGCGGCGGCGAAUCAGAGGCGCGCGCGAAGCCUGGCGAAAGUCGCACAGCGUCGCAGGGGCAUCUGGGGCUGGAGGCUGCGAAAGUGGAGGAAGUGUUCGUGGUGGGGCUGGCAAUGUGGGUCGAAUUCUGGAAGCAAUGGGCCAAACCUGCCAGCCAUGGCGCCGAAGCUGCUGCCUCGGCGCUAGGCUCGGGAUUAGGCUCGGCGGCGCAGGGGGGGAAGCUGGGUAGGGGUGCCGGGCAGUGGGGGCGGAAGGGCGCGGAAGGGGGGCUGCGGAGUCUGAAGAAGCGGAGGGAGAGGAUGAAGCGGAAGGAGGAGGGUGGUGGGGGGAAAGGGGGUGGUGCGGGGAAGGAUGGGGGAGUGUUGGGGAAGGAGGGAAAGGAGAGAGUUCUAGGGGGUAAUUCCGUGCUGGAGGUGCAAUUGGAUGGGUUAAGUUGCAAGAAACCCUUGGAAGAAGGGACGUUUUUCUCAGUUGACCUGGGGGAUGAGGAUGGAGAUAAGGCGGGGAGGGGGGAGGCGGUGGGGGGAAUGGAAAGUAUUGAUUUGACUAGUGGGCGGGGGGAGGGGAGGGGGAGAAGGGGCAGGCGGGGAGGAAGGGGAGGAAGGGGGGAACACGGGCAGGAUUCUGAAAGUUUCGUGGAAGUUUCUGGCGCUGAUAAUCGGGAAGGUGGGGGGCGGAAUGGGGAGGUGAGGGAGAGGGAUGGGAAGAAGGAGGUACGGCACAAGAGGCUUUGGCAGAAGAGACGACGACACAAGGCAGGAAAUGGAGGGGUGGGGAAUGGAGUGGCAGGAGUUGGUUCGGAUGCUCGGCUGUCUGUUAGUGAGUGCUCCGGCCCAGAACUAGGCACUGUAGCUGCUACUGCCACUGCCACUGCCAACCACUGUAAUGGGUCCCUCUAUGACGAGGAUUUCUCUAGUGACACUGUAAGGUUUGAUUUUGAAAAGCUUCCUAACGGAGCACUCUGUAACGAGGACAGCUGGAGCUCGGACAGCAAUGGGUCGAGCGACGAAAGCACUUACUACAAUCUCAACGAGUACGGCGCUUAUAACGAGUGCAGUGCUUAUAACGUGUUCGGAUCUUAUAACGAGUUCGGCGGCAGCUACAGCGCGAGCGGCAGCAGCGGCACGCCGUUCUCAGCGUGUGCCCCACACGGGGGGGCGUGUGGCGUCCACGUGGCAGAGGUAGAGGGCGACCUGAGGGCCGAGGCCGGGCGGCAACUGCAGGAGCAGCUGCUGGCGGAUCUGCUGGAUGGGCGGCAGGGCGCUCUGGGCGGCAAGCAGGGCGCAUGGGGGGAGGUGUUAUCUGGGGGCGGUGGUGCUGUGCUGGGGCUGGCAGCAGCAGCGUCUAACUGCCUGCCUGUGAGUGCGGCUGUAUUAAGACCGCCCACUGCCAGCGAGUAUCUAGAGGGGUUCGUGGAGGGAAUGGGGGGGGUCAACGGGGUGGUUGCAGGGAUGGAAGGUUAUGGAUUGGAGGGGUAUGGGAUGGGGGGGUAUGGGGGAGUUGCGACACCUACAGGGAGUGUGACAGUAAUGAAGGGGUUUCAGGAUGACGAGGAGAGUACAGGUGGCAAGGACACAAGAAGCAGCAGCAGUGCGUUAAACGGAUUCAACCCGUCUCUCUUCCAGCGCCAGCCGUCGUGGGGAGGGGGAAGGGGAAGCCCCGCGCCAUUCCAGCGCCAGCCGUCGUGGCAGGGGGGCAGUGCAGCGCCUUUCCAGCGCCAGCCGUCUAUCGGCUUUCGCAGCAAGAUCGGUGCCUUGUUCCUGGGGGACGAGCGGGGGGCAGCAGGGGAAGGUGCGGAGGAGGAGGGAGGCAUGGGGGAUCCGUCGAGGCUGUGGAGGAGGCACAGGACGAUAGGCUCGGGUGUGGGUCGGGCGGGCAGCAUGUCUGUCUCUAACGCCCCUGCUCCCAUGCGCCGCGCCACUGCUGGUGGAGGGGAGUUUGCUUCCUCUGCUUCUGUCUCCUCUGCUGUAGGCUUCUUUGGUCCAACGCGACUCACAGAGCUGGCAGAACUAGCGCUCGUUCGUUCCAUUCUCCAUGCCCCCACCACUGCUGCUAGGCCUGGCCUCGCUCCCACCCCUCCCAACACCUCUCCCCAUGCUCCCACCAAAGCCCCUACCACCACCCAGUCCAGUUCCUACUCGCACCGUCUGCGCCAGCUUGAUUCGCUCCUCACCACGCACGCGCUCGGCCCCGGGAUUCUCGCCCUCGUUUUGGCCGGGGAAGUUGCGGAACUACCCCAUUUAACCCAGGAGGACCUGUGGCUUUUAGCCGAUAGAGCAGACGAGAUGGGGUGUAUGGAGGCGGCUAUAAGAAUCUCUCUUAGGGCCGCCGCUGUUGCUUAUGAUGAUUUGGAUACUGUAGCAGAUACGGUUCGGGCGGCGAUGGUGCCUAAUGGGACGGAGCCCGUGCCGCAGCGGAUCCACCGGCUGCUCGGGGCGGCGCAUUUUGGACUGACGCACGCGCCGUCGGGCGGCGUGCGGUGGCAGUAUGCGAUGGCGUUCGGGGCGGCGUUUUUGGAGCCUCUGCGGGCGGCUGCUGCUGCCAGUGCUGCUGCUGAGGCGAGGAGUAGGGCUCUGGGGUGUGGCAGGGAGUGGGGCGGCGUGGGUGGGGGCCUUGGGGGAGGAGGGGUGGGAGGAGGGGGAGGAGGGGGAGGGAGCUGGGGGGCUAGAGGAGCAGCAGCAGGAGGAGCACUAAGAGCAGGAGGAGAGGCAGCAGGAGCAGGUGGGGCAGCGAGGAGAGGAGUGAGUUACCCAUGGGCAUAUGAACUAGCAAACGGGUUCCUGCAGCUGAGUCGCGUGUUCGGGGCACCACCCUCUCGUGAGGAGCAGGAGCGUGCGGGCGAGAUGAGCGCCCUGUGCGCGCGGUUCGUGCUUAGACUGGCCAUUGAGCCGCUGCUGGUGGUGGCAGAAGAGGAGGGGGAGGGGGAUGGGGAUGGGGAUGGGGAGGGGGUGGAGGGGGUGGAGAAAGGGGAGGAGAAAGGGGAGGAGAAAGGGGAGGAGAAAGGGGAGGAGAAAGGGGAGGAGAAAGGGGAGGAGAAAGAGGAGGAGAAAGGGGAGGAGAAAGAGGAAGAUAAAGCGGAGGAGGGGGUGGAGAGGGAAGGGGCCGAGGGGAAAGGGGCCGAGGGGGAGCGAAUGGAGGGGGAAGGGAUGGAGGUGGAAGGGGAAGGGGAGGGGGAUGGGGAAGGGGAAAAGGAGGGGGAAGGGGAGGGGAGUGAGGGGAAAGGGGCGGAAGGGAAAGGGGCGGAAGGGAAAGAGAACGGAACAGAAGGGAAGGGGGACGAAGAGGAAGGGGAGGAGGGGAGGAAGGGGGAGGUUGAGCGGGACGGCAAGACGGAGACGGGUAGAGAGGAAGAGGGGAAGGAACAGGAUGGUGAAGGUGAGGAUGCUUAUGUCUAUGCAGGGCAGUACUAUGGAAGCAGUGCUGGGAAGCGUGACAAGAGGAGUGUGAGACCGUUUCGCAGCAGGAGUGUGCAAUUGGGUGAUGAGAAGGGUGUGAGGCAGUGCGAUGGGAACACAGCGGCCGAGACGGGCGAGGGGCGUGCAGUGACGGGCGAGGGGCGUGCAGUGACGAGCUUGCAGGGAGUGCAUGCAGAGAGGGGCGAGGGGCGGGCGAUCACGAGCUUCUUUACAACCAAGGAAGGCGCACUCAAAGCGGUGCUGGAGCAAGGGGGUGUGCGUGAAGGGGCUGUGGAGGAGGGGGGUGCGAAGGAGGGGGCUGUGACUGGGCAAGGGGUUUUGAAGGGGUUGCUCGAAGGAGAGGAGACGGGCAGUAGGGGUGACAAGAAGAGUGAGGAGGGGAGUGAGGGGGAGGGGAUUGAUGGAGAGGUGUGCAAGGAGGGGAGUGAGGAGGAGGGGGAGGAAGAGGAGGAGGAGGAGCAGGGCGAGCCUAGCUUCUCAUUCGCCAAAACCUCCACCAUUCACUCACGCGACUCCUCCUCUCCCCAUCCACCACUGUCCCUCCCGCCCUUCACCGUUUUCCCUAAAUCCUCCUCCUCCUCCUCCGCAGCCUCUACCGCUCGCACCUCUACCUCUCUCGCCUCCUCCACCAAAACUGCCACCACAGCCGUUAGCCUUAGCACCACUACUGCCACCUCAUCCCGCCCUCCGCCUUUCUCCCUGCACACCCAAAACGGCCGCAUCGCUCCCCGACCCUCCCUGCUAGGCUCGGCGGUGGCAGAAGGCCCGGACGGCCUGCCGGCCGAGGCUGAUCGGGAGGCUCGGCAGCGGCAGGUUCGGGAGGCGGCGCUGGUCCGGUGGGCGGCGGAAGUGAGUUUCCCAGGCGUGGAGGUGGGGUGGGCGCAGUGGAAGGCGGUGGGGGGGCUGCUGGAGAGGGAAAGCGCACUGGCACACAAGGCACUGCCUGUCAUGUGGGGGAAAGCAGUGAAAGGAACGUUCAAGGCAGUGACGCCAGACGGGGCCAUCCCAGAGCAGCAGGUGCUGGAGGUGUUCGACUGGGGUGUUGAAUCGUGGCAAGAAGCACCUACCACCACUACCACCUCCUCCUCCUCCUCCUCCUCCUCCUCCUCCUCCUCCUCCUCCUCCUCCUCCUCCUCCUCCUCCUCCUCCUCCCCUUCCCCUCUCACCCCCUCCCUCCACCGCUCUCCCUCCUCCCUCGCCUCCGCCUGGGCCUGGAUCGAGCGCCUGAUCUCCACCGUCGAUCCGCGCGAGAAGGACAUCGGCGAUCUAAUCCUGGCCAUUGCAGCGCGCAUGGCGGCGCACAUCUAUUGGCGGUGGCCCAGGCGGAGGGACAAUGCACGCUACAUCGCCCGCUUGCUCCUUUAUGCUCACAAGCGCUUUGGCUGGCAGCAGGAGGGGCAGCAAGGGGGGCAGUGGGGGCAGUGGGGGGGGCAGUGGGGCCAGCAGGGGCAGCUGCGGAUGCGGGCGGUGAGGGUGAGUGAGCGGCUGUGGGGGUGGAGCCUUCCCGACGCUGCUUCUGUGCGAGAACAGUGCGAGACUGAAGAAGAGGCUCGAGAGAUCAUGGACAGUGCAAUGAUUGCAACGUGGACGGGCAUUGCGGCAUGA
Molecule: messenger RNA, 6078 nt
Organism: Closterium sp. Naga37s-1
Lineage: Eukaryota; Viridiplantae; Streptophyta; Zygnematophyceae; Desmidiales; Closteriaceae
Source: the annotation of a GenBank genome assembly